AUGGCGAUUACUUUACCCCAAUUUGGCGCAACUCGUCUACGAUCAUAUAUUCUCCGUUUACCUUUAUUCACGAGAUGCAUAAUAGCAAUCAUAUUCAUAUUAUGGCUUGUCAGUCUGCAGUCAGCUUGGGACCUCCAGAAAUGGGGUGGCUUGUACCCGAAUGAAAUUGGGUUACAGUCAAUGUAUCGCACGAAUACCUUCCCAUUGAUACAUAUGGGGUUCAUACAUAUGAUAAUGAACACUAUUGCUCUAACCCCAUUGUUGGAGAGAUUUGAGGCGGAAUAUGGGACAUUGACUACGUUGGCAUUAUUCAUGGGUCCUUUGUCGACGAUUCCUGCGUUAAUAUAUACAUUCGUGGAAAGGGGAAUCUUCCACAUGAACACAGGAGUGAUGGGUGCCAGCAUUUGGGUUUUUACUCUACUUGCAAUGGAGGCGAUCAAGACAUAUAAAACAAACCCAAACUUUGUAUUGGGAACAGUACAUAUUCCAACAUGGACUACACCAAUUAUCCUUACACUAUUCAUAUCAUUCUUGAUACCACAUACUAGCUUUCUUGGACAUCUUUGCGGGCUUGUUUUUGGUUAUGGAUGGGGACUGGGCUAUCUCAAAUUCUUAGCUCCACCAGAGAAGAUUCUUAGAUGGAUUGAGGGCAAAAUGAAUCUCUUGGGACGAUUACCACAUUACGUUUCGGUUGACCAAAAAACCUAUGGAAGAUAUGGAUUAUUACCUACUACCAACAAUCCUAUUAUCUCACCGGAAACAAAUAUUGCGCUAGGAUUUCCUGGCCAGGCACAGCGAUUGGGACCUUAG
Botrytis deweyae is the source of this 810-nucleotide messenger RNA. RefSeq lists its product as uncharacterized. Lineage: Eukaryota; Fungi; Ascomycota; Leotiomycetes; Helotiales; Sclerotiniaceae. Gene Ontology annotation, cellular component: membrane. Bases 1 to 810 code for a protein of 269 amino acids. Gene Ontology annotation, molecular function: serine-type endopeptidase activity. The record is from RefSeq and is a predicted model, not a curated record. The transcript has 5 exons.